This is a messenger RNA of [Torrubiella] hemipterigena, 2875 nucleotides long. The record is from the annotation of a GenBank genome assembly. NCBI's taxonomy places the organism in Eukaryota, Fungi, Ascomycota, Sordariomycetes, Hypocreales, Clavicipitaceae.
GUGUAAGUGAUCUUGGUAGCAGGCUGCGAAUUCCCCGCCUGCCAAAAUAGGCGCCCCGCCACCAAAAACGGCAGAAAAUUGUCACCGCCAAUUUUUUUCAGUGGCAGAUUUUGGCACUCCAAUUUUUAGCGGCACCAAAUCCUGGCAUACAACUAUCACGCAUUGAACUACCCAUUUUGUGCCUCUUGAUUUCUGCAGAGUCGCAAUUUGAAUACAAUGCCUAAGCCCGAUAAGAAACGCGCCGGCCCUCCCGCCGAGCGCAUCAGCGAUGCCCGAUUCGCUAGCUUCCAGACGGACCCUCGAUUCCGUCUGCCGUCCAAGAAGAACACCAAGACGAAGCUCGAUAAGCGUUUUGCUGGUAUGCUCAACGACAAGGAAUUCACAGAUACUGCCCGAGUCGAUCGCUACGGUCGUAAAUUGAAAUCCGAUACCAAGAAGAAGGCCCUCCAGCGCCUAUACGAAGCCGAAGACGACGAGGAAGAGGAAAGGGGAGAGGAUGAGGAUGAUGAAGAACAAGUCGAGAUUGAGGUUGAAGAUGACGAUGUCGUCGAAAAGGCACUCCGUGCUGCCGAUGAAAAGACAGUCAAAUACGAUCCUGCGCGUGGUGGUGGCUUCAGCUCCUCAGACGACGACUCGGACUCGGAUUCUGAAGAUGAGGAAGUCGUUGAGCUCGACACCGAAGGAGAUAUGCAGAGACUCCAGGAUGAGCAUGCUGAGGUUGAAGAGGGUGAGGUCACAAAGCGAAUUGCCGUCGUCAACCUGGACUGGGACCAUGUCAACUCUACAGAUCUGUUUGCCUUGUUUAGCAGUUUCUUGGGCGAGGAUCCCGGCAAGGUUGAGAGAGUGUCAGUUUAUCCCAGUGAAUUCGGCAAGGAGCGAAUGCAGCAGGAAGAAGUAGAGGGCCCGCCUAAAGCGCUGUUCAAGAGUGCUGCCAAGGAAGAAUCCUCUGACGACGAGGAUGAGGACGACGACGAUAAGAUUCGCGAUGAGCUGAUUCAAGAGGGUGACGACCAGGAUUUCGAUAGCGACGCACUGCGCUCUUACCAACUGAGCCGUCUUCGCUACUACUAUGCUGUCAUGGAGUGCUCUAGCGAGUCUGCAGCGCAAAAGAUUUACGAGGCCACCGAUGGUACCGAGUACCAAUCUUCAUCCAACUUUAUCGAUCUGCGAUUUGUCCCCGACGAUGUUACCUUUGACGACGAGCCCCGCGACGUGUGCACCAAGGUGCCUGAGACGUACAAGCCCAUCGAAUUCGUCACAACCGCCAUGCAGAGCUCCAAGGUCAAGCUGACUUGGGAUAUGCACCCCGAAGAAAACACACGUAAAGAGUCGAUUAAGCGUGCCUUUACUGGCAGCCGUGCAGACAUUAACGAAAAUGAUUUGCGUGCCUACCUUGCUAGCGACAGCGAGGACAGUGAUGCCGCCAUUGGCGACGACGAAGAUGAGGAGGAGGGCGAUGCCGAGGUCGAUGCGGCUGCUCCCAAACUGUCUAAGAAGGAGCUUGCUCGCAAGAAAAUGCGCGAGGCCCUUGGCCUUACAGAAGAGACGACCGCUCGAGCAAGCAAAGACGGACCUGUCGGUGGCAUGGAGAUUACAUUCACUCCCGCUCUGUCCGAUAACAAGAAGGGCAAGGAUGACGACGAAGAGGAGACUACGAUUGAAAAGUACAAGCGUAAGGAGCGCGAACGCAAGGAGAGAAAGCGAGAGCAGUCGCGCGCAAAGCGUGCCGGUGCCGAGGAUAACGACGACGAAGACGAAGAAGACGAAGAAGACGAAGAGGGCGGCAUGACUGCGACAUUUGGCGCCGGAGAUGAGGAUCUCGGCUUUAACGACCCCUUCUUCACCACAGAGGAUCCUUCUGCUGGAGCCUCCAAAUCUGCGAUCCGAAAGCAGGAACGUCUCAAGAAGCGCGAGGCCCGUCUCGAAGCCGAAGAAGCGUCUAAGAAGGAGCGCGCCAAGCUUGCCAAGGUCAUGGCCGAGAACAGCAACGACGGCGAGACAGCCGAGCAUCUGGAUCACUUUGACAUGGCGGAGAUUAUGCGCGCGGAAAAGCUCCGCGGCAAGAAGGGCAAAGCGGCCAAGAGCAAGAAGAACAAGGAGAAGCUGGAGCGCGCCUCGGGUCUCCUGCAGGACGACUUCAAGAUGGACGUUGACGAUAAGCGUUUCCAGGCCGUGUUUGACAGCCACGAGUACGCCAUUGACCCGUCGAAUCCGAAGUUCAAGGCUACUGGCGGUAUGAAGCAGCUGCUCGAGGAGGGCCGCAAGAAGCGCCGCGGAGACGACGAUGACGCGGCGCCGCGCAAGAAGACUAAGGGCCGCAAGUAAGUGCAAAUGGAGAGGGUUGUUAAAAAAGAUAACGGCGUUUUUGUGUAAUUACAUGUACUACAGCAGCAUAAUUGAUUUCCAACGGGUUUCACUUGCCAAUCCCACGUGUGCCUGAUUAGAAUCUGGCGAUAACACCAGCGACAAAAGUGCAACGUUUUUUUUUUUUUGGAUUCUGAGCUUCAGCUUCUCGCGUGGCUAUUGUCUCGCUUCGCAAUCUGCCGUGAUCAACAUACACGCACGAGUAUGCCGAUCUGGCGCUUUACGUUACUGGCCACGAGACAACGUGAGCCCCUCCUCAAAAGAAAAGAAAGGAGAUGCAGAGCCAAUGCCUCGUCGUAAGUGGCUGCUGCAAACACCACGUUGUGGCAGCACCAAUAUGCAGUUUCCGCUCUGCAUGAGCAGAUGCUGCUGCUGUUGUUGUUUGGUGGUGGUGGUGCCCUGGAUGAGACAUAUCGCAAGCACAGUAUGAGGAAAUUACGCUGGGAAAGAAAAAUGUCCACAUAUGCAAGGAUACGCAGCAGCCACCAUCUUGCUGACCCUGGUCUCUCCA